Molecule: messenger RNA, 694 nt
Organism: Grammomys surdaster
Lineage: Eukaryota; Metazoa; Chordata; Mammalia; Rodentia; Muridae
Gene: Mturn
Product: maturin, neural progenitor differentiation regulator homolog
Exons: 4
Coding region: 1-450 (149 amino acids)
Biological process (GO): positive regulation of megakaryocyte differentiation; regulation of signaling
Cellular component (GO): cytoplasm
Source: RefSeq, a predicted model, not a curated record
AUGGACUUCCAGCAGCUGGCAGAGGUCGCGGAGAAGUGGUGUUCCAGCACGCCCUUUGAGCUCAUCGCCGCCGAGGAGACCGAGUGCAGGAUAGACUUCUACGCCGACCCGGGCGUCUCCUUCUACGUGCUGUGUCCGGACAACGGCUGCGGCGACAGCUUUCACGUGUGGAGUGAGAGCGAGGACUGCCUGCCCUUCUUACAGCUGGCGCAAGAUUACAUCUCUUCCUGCGGCAAGAAGACUCUCCAUGAAGUCUUGGAAAAGGUCUUCAAGUCCUUCAGACCUUUGCUGGGGCUUCCAGAUGCAGAUGACGACGCAUUUGAAGAGUACAGUGCGGUUGUGGAGGAGGAGGAGGAGCCAGAGGCGGAUCACCCCCAAAUGGGAGUGACCUUGCUGAGGAGAAGCAUGACGGAGGAGAAGCGCAGCCUGAACUUUUUAUGUCCCUUUUAAGUGUCCGUAAGUGAAAGGUUUUGAUUUGAAAGCAUGAGUUUUAAUAUCUAGUCAUGAUCUGCACACAUGCAAACGAAGAGGGGGAGAGCGGCUGAGGCUCGCUCCUCGGAUCCUGGGAGAGUUCACCAUCUUCGCAUUGGUUACCUGGGCAUGGAGCAGCCAGCCACCUGUCACUGUAAAUGUUUCGUGGCUGUUUGAUCAUUUUUAAAACAUGCUGAUUCCAAAGGCACCUGUGAAUUUUUGU